AGUUGCCCGUCCGCCGUGCGAGCGAGCGAGCGAGCCGCCGGGCCCCCGGCCGCGCCCUCUGCCGCCCGGCCGAGCGAGCCGCGGAGCCCCGAGAGGCAAGCACCAUGGCGGAGCAGACCUAUUCGUGGUGCAGACAGUCCACAGCGUCUUGAGAGAGGAUGAGGAGGCUAGGCUCUUACCCCAUUGUGUGGGUCUUCCCAAGCCAACCAAGGGACAGAAGACUAAACACACAGUGUCAAUCUGCAGCCGUUUAGUUCCCGCUUGUCUCUACGGGGAAUCAUCCCUAGUUUCAGAGGAGGAAACAUGCCGAGUAUGGGCCGCAAGUUCUCUCCUCACUUUACCCAUUCUCACAGACACACCAACGUGGAGGAGGAAUCCUGCACAUAGAUGGCCUAUUCCCUGGUGGAUUCCAGUCAAGUGUCGACAUUUCUGAUAUCCAUUCUUCUUAUAGUCUAUGGUAGUUUCAGGUCUCUUAAUAUGGACUUUGAAAACCAAGAUAAGGAGAAAGACAGUAACAGCUCCUCUGCGUCUUUCAAUGGCAACAGCACCAAUAACAGUAUCCAAACAAUUGACUCCACCCAAGCUCUGUUCCUGCCGAUUGGAGCGUCCGUCUCUCUCCUAGUAAUGUUCUUCUUCUUCGACUCCGUUCAAGUAGUUUUCACAAUAUGUACAGCAGUUCUUGCAACCAUAGCUUUUGCUUUUCUUCUCCUCCCGAUGUGCCAGUAUUUAACGAGACCCUGUUCGCCUCAGAACAAGAUUUCCUUUGGUUGCUGUGGGCGUUUCACUGCUGCGGAGCUGCUGUCCUUCUCUCUGUCUGUCAUGCUCGUCCUCAUCUGGGUUCUCACUGGCCACUGGCUCCUUAUGGAUGCUCUGGCCAUGGGUCUCUGUGUUGCCAUGAUCGCCUUCGUCCGCCUGCCCAGCCUCAAGGUCUCCUGCCUGCUUCUCUCAGGGCUUCUCAUCUACGACGUCUUCUGGGUGUUCUUCUCAGCCUACAUCUUCAACAGCAAUGUCAUGGUGAAAGUGGCCACACAGCCCGCUGACAAUCCACUUGACGUUCUGUCUCGGAAACUCCACCUCGGACCCAAUGUCGGGCGUGAUGUUCCUCGCCUGUCUUUACCUGGGAAAUUGGUCUUCCCAAGCUCCACUGGCAGUCACUUCUCCAUGUUGGGCAUCGGGGACAUUGUGAUGCCUGGCCUCCUGUUAUGCUUUGUCCUUCGCUAUGACAACUACAAGAAGCAAGCCAGUGGUGACUCGUGCGGCGCCCCUGGCCCGGCUAACAUCUCUGGGCGCAUGCAGAAGGUCUCCUACUUCCACUGCACCCUCAUCGGGUACUUCGUAGGUCUGCUCACUGCGACGGUGGCAUCGCGAAUCCACCGAGCCGCCCAGCCCGCUCUCCUCUACUUGGUGCCAUUUACCUUAUUACCGCUCCUCACCAUGGCCUACUUAAAGGGUGACUUACGAAGGAUGUGGUCUGAGCCAUUCCACUCCAAGUCCAGCAGCUCCCGGUUCCUGGAAGUAUGAUGGAUCACGAGGGAAGUGACCAGAAUGUUGUCAUCGCCCUUCUCUCUCACCUCACGGUUUCGUUUCCUCUAAAAGCUGGCCUGCUCCGCGCAGGAGCAGCAGUGUGACUGGGGUUUGUCUGCAGGGAGUGCAGGAGGGUGCUGGAGCCUGCCUGGGAGCCUUCUCUUCUGCACACUGCAGAGUGGACCCUUCCAGAAGUGACUGCCCUCUCCGGGUUUAUGGAUCGGCACCGGACUGUUUCCUUGCGGGAGCAGCAGAGCGGACUGACUUAACAACUCGAGACGGCCAGGACUUGUUCCAGAGCGUUGAACACUAAAGGACGGGGAAAAUAGCGAACGCAAGUCUUCAGUGAACCCUCCAAAACUUUGGGACCAGUUCCUAUGGGGGACUCCAUUUCAGAGACCUGGGACAGAAGGUCUGUCCUCCUUUUUUUUCUUUUGGAUUUAUUAAAUAUUUUCUGUGGUGUGAAGUGACUUA
This is a messenger RNA of Peromyscus eremicus (cactus mouse), 1998 nucleotides long. RefSeq names its product signal peptide peptidase like 3 (gene Sppl3). The record is from RefSeq and is a predicted model, not a curated record. Gene Ontology annotation, biological process: membrane protein proteolysis. The coding region runs from base 388 to 1521 and encodes 377 amino acids. Lineage: Eukaryota; Metazoa; Chordata; Mammalia; Rodentia; Cricetidae. Gene Ontology annotation, cellular component: lumenal side of endoplasmic reticulum membrane; Golgi-associated vesicle membrane; cytoplasmic side of endoplasmic reticulum membrane. The transcript is spliced from 12 exons. Gene Ontology annotation, molecular function: aspartic endopeptidase activity, intramembrane cleaving.